UAGACGAGACAACAACGAAUACAAUUGUAUUUGAACAGUAUCUGACACAAGUUUUUCACAUAAUGUCAUCCAUAUUUUCAGGUAAGUUUAUGUUUAGAAAUCUCUGUAUCAUAUAUUUAAUAAGCAUAGAAGAGCUACAGCAGCUAUAAACUCAGAUGAGACAAUUGAUUUGAGAAGUGGAUCAGGAAUUGUGUGUAAUCUGUGUCACUUGCUCUUGGAAGGUAAACGUGACGGAGAACAUGGGGGAUUUGGGUGUUACGUCAUACCUGGCUGAUGCAGAUGGAAAUGUGACUGUUGGACCUGGAACUCAUUUAUCUGCCAGUCGUUCAGCAAAGACUACAUCAAGAUUAAAACCCACCCCAGUGACCCCACCACCACCAACACACGCCUCAGUUACUCCAGCAUCUACAUCCACCCCUUCCACUCCCACACCAAGUGAGGAAUCCAAAAAUAAGGCAAAGGCUGAAAAAACAACAACAUCAAUGUGUAAAGGAGACUCUGUUAGUCUGAAAGCACCUGCUGUAGAGUUGGAGACUGUUGAAGAUGAACAUCUCACUGUCUCGGUUUCUUCACCUGCACCACAAGAACCUGAACCUGAGGAAACUCCAGCUUCUCCUGCACAUGAGGAAUAAACCGAUGUGACAGAGAAAUGAUGGAGGAUUAAAGCUGUGUUAGUUAUCUAUCUAUCUUAGAGGUUUAAACUGUUUGGUUGUUAUUCUUUGAGUGAUGAGUUUGUAAUGUACCUGCAUUAUGGGGUGUGCACACCAAAACUUUUAAACGUGGCUGAAAAUGCCUGGAGGACACAGAAUGUCUUUGGUAGCUGUGAUACUUCAGCUGUGAGCCGGUUGGUUGCUGUGGUAAUGUCCCGCCCUUCCUCCACUGUGAUUGGACGGCCGUGUGAGAACUGACAUUGACGAGCGGAGCUUUUCAACCAAAGUUGAAUAUUUUCAAUAUCUUGCCGCUAAUCGUGGAAAAAUCGCUGAGCGCCGGUUUUCAGCGCGGAAGAAAACUGCUAGCUGCUGGCUUUUUUCGAAAAACGCUGAGCUUCCAUUGGAAACAAUUGAAAACAUGCGCCGGCCGCAGGCGUAAAAGCUUUGAUGUGCACACCUCCUUAGCGUGUGGUGUCUUUCAGUACGGAGUAUUUAGAUUAUCAUUUUGAAUAAUUAUGUAGUGGCUCCUAUAUCCCCCUACUCCUUGGUCCAAUUUAUCUUCUUUACUACAUGUUAUCCAAUUUCAUAAUUAGUAUCUGGACUGGUUGCAUAAACUGAUUAGGCUAGUCAUCAACAUUUUUAUUCAAGAUUGGUCAUAUUUCAUGAAAGAGUUAGGUACUUACCUGUCUGUUUAAUAUAAAUAAAUAAACUUCACAAAUGUGUGUAAAUCACAGUGUGUAUAUCGCUAUCAUGUUCAGGUUUGUGUGUUUUAACCCUUAAAAAAAUAACCAUAAAACACACUGUAAAACCUAACAGUUAACUUAACUCAAACCAUUUAAGUAAACCGGUUGCAUUAGGCCAUUUAAGUUUUAAAACACAUAAAUUAAAGUACUGUGAACUUGAGUCAUGUGCAAUUAUGCAAUUAUAUUUAAGUAGUGUGAACUACUUAGUGCAUACAGUAACUGCAUAUGAUUCAAUUUGUUUAAGUUCACAGUACUCAAAUGUAUGUGUUUUAAAACUAAUGCAACCGGUUUACUUAAAUGGUUUGAGUUGAGUUAACUUUUAGGUUUUACAGUGCACUAAAUUUUUGUAAUUUAUCUGCACAGCCUUUUGCAUUUUAGUGACUAUUAUGAAUCAUUUAAAGUCAUUUUUUCAGAUGUGAUGUUUUACAUCAUACUGUUGCAAGUAACUGCUGAUUUUAAUCUGUCAAUUAAAAUAAUGAUAACACUUUACAACAAGGUUGUAUUUGUUAACAUUAGUAAUACAUUAGCUAACAAUGAACAAUACUUUAUACAGCAUCUUAGUUCAUUUAAGCAUUUACUAAAACCAAAAGCUGUAACUGUUAACAUGAGUUAAUUCACAAUAAACUAGAACUUAGAAAAACUUGAUAAACUUGUGUGUCAGCAUCCAUCUGUUAAUGAUAAAAAAAUAAGUAAUGUAAAGGAAGAUAUAGGCAAUAUAAAAAUACUAACAUUAUAAAUAUUGGCAUUGACUAACAUUAACAACUGACAUCAGAGGUCAGGUAAGCUUUUAUUUUCUGUGAGUUGUAUCAGUAAUAAUACUAAAUUAAAUUUCCAGAAUUAUGCUGAUCAGUCAGAGAAGGAAUUUGUAUCCAAUGUUUUCUUUAUCUGUGUUACACUCAUGCGUGAUGGUCUUGAGGUCAGAGUUCAUAGGUUAAAAUGUCUG
Messenger RNA from Misgurnus anguillicaudatus (oriental weatherfish), 2336 nucleotides. RefSeq lists its product as uncharacterized. The record is from RefSeq and is a predicted model, not a curated record. Lineage: Eukaryota; Metazoa; Chordata; Actinopteri; Cypriniformes; Cobitidae.